Molecule: messenger RNA, 1056 nt
Organism: Parascedosporium putredinis
Lineage: Eukaryota; Fungi; Ascomycota; Sordariomycetes; Microascales; Microascaceae
Source: the annotation of a GenBank genome assembly
AUGGGCCGAAGGAAGAUAGAAAUCAAACCUAUCAAGGAUGACAGGAAUCGUUCAGUAACCUUCCUGAAGCGGAAGGGAGGCCUUUUCAAGAAGGCACACGAGCUCUCCGUCCUUUGCUCUGUCGAUGUCGCCGUCUUUAUCUUCGGUAGCAACAAGAAGCUUUAUGAAUACUCCUCUGCCGACAUGCGUGAGCUCAUUACUCGUUACACCUACCAUGGCGGGCCAAAUGAGCACAAGGGCCCCAAUGAUUUUAACGGGGGCGGCGAUGACGACGACGACUCGGGAGUAGAGGGUACACCCCCAGAGAGAUUCGAUGGACCCCCAGAUGAUGCCACCCCAGUUCCAAGGCCAGCCACCUUUCCCACACAUGAGGCAACACACUCCCUCCGCAUCCCCGCCGAUUGCAAAUGGGGUGCCCUACCAGCAACACCCGGGCCAUCCGGUGCCGCGCGGACACACCCCCAAGGCCAGCUCGGAUCGCGCCCGGCGUCGAGGAACGAUUCGAGGAGAAUGGGUCCCGGGAUGAUGCCUCAGCCCGGCCCCCUCAACCUCCCUCGCAGCCUCAUGUCAACGGCUACGCUUUUAUGCCAAACCCAGCCAUCUAUAACCCCCAGAACCCGCCGCCCAUGCCCCACGGCAUGCCCGUUCAUCCUUCGCAAUAUCCUUACCCACCUCAACAACCCCAUGGCUCCCCGCCGCAACCUCAUCACCAGUUACCGCCUCAGUACAUGGAUGACCAGCGCCGAUCCUCGAUUCCGCCUAGCUUCCCUCCUCCUGGCCCGCAACAAGGGCCCGUCCCUCGGCCUGAACCAUCUCCUCAACAACAUCCCCAGCAACUUCCUCACCCGCCUCCCCAUAUCUCUCCCCUCCACAACCCAUAAAAACAGAGGCCCCCGCCCCACAGCAGCAGCCGCAACCUCAAGAGCCUCAACCGCCUCCGCCGGUGGAACCCAAGCCAGCUAUCCCGGAACGGCCCCAAGUGCCCUUGCUGAACACGGACACGGCGAUAAAGAGGAUGCCUCAGAGGAAACAGCACAGUAUCUUCACUCCCAUUGA